Messenger RNA from Trichoplax adhaerens, 2095 nucleotides. RefSeq lists its product as uncharacterized. NCBI's taxonomy places the organism in Eukaryota, Metazoa, Placozoa, Uniplacotomia, Trichoplacea, Trichoplacidae. The transcript is spliced from 21 exons. Gene Ontology annotation, molecular function: translation initiation factor activity; translation initiation factor binding; guanyl-nucleotide exchange factor activity. Gene Ontology annotation, biological process: biosynthetic process. Bases 1 to 2073 code for a protein of 690 amino acids. The record is from RefSeq and is a predicted model, not a curated record. Gene Ontology annotation, cellular component: eukaryotic translation initiation factor 2B complex.
AUGGCGUCAACCAAGGCUGGUCAUCAUGGAGGCGGUAAAGGUAAGAAAAAAGCGGCUGGAGGAGAUGAAACUUGGACAACAGAAGAUAUUCUCCAAGCGGUUAUCAUUGGGGACAGUUUCAAUUUUCGCUUUCUACCAGUAACUCAUGAGAAACCGAGAACACUCUUACCAUUGGUUAAUCGUCCAUUACUUGACUAUACAAUCGAUUUUCUAUUGCAUGCUGGGGUUCAAGAUAUAUUUGUUUAUUGCUGCGCUCACUGCGAUCAAAUUACAGCACAUAUGCAACAGAAAAUAAGAAGCUUGAAACAUUGCUGCAACAUCAAAACAAUGAAAUCUGAUAGAGCCUUAUCAUUGGGUGAUGCCUUGCGGGAUAUCGAAAAUCAGGCCGUCAUAAAGUCUGAUUUUAUCUUGGUAAGUGGAGAUCUAGUGUCAAAUAUGAAAUUGCAGAAGGCUUUAGAAGAGCACAAGCAAAGAAGAAAGAAUGAUAAAAUGUCGGUUAUGACUAUGAUACUCAAAGAAUCUGCACCUGGUCACAGAAGCCGAUGUAGUGAAGAAGAUAUGAUUGCAGCAAUUGAUCCGAAAAACAAUCGACUCCUUCACUAUCAGAUGACACGUAAUCAUACCAAAGUAUCCUUUCCAGCUUCAAUUUUUCUGGAGAAUCGGGGCGUUCAUCUUCGUUACGAUUUACUGGAUUGCCAUGUUAGCAUUUGUUCUCCCCAGGUAACUCAACUUUUUACGGAUAACUUUGAUUAUCAAACAAUCUACGAUUUUAUUCGUGGAAUCCUUAUCAGUGAAGAGAUUACUGGUCAUCAGAUCCACACCUAUACGGUAACGGAUGAAUAUGCUGUUCGUGUAUCGAAUUUGCACAUGUAUGAUGCUGUCAGCAAAGAUGUUAUUCAUCGUUGGUCAUAUCCAUUGGUACCUGAUGAAAAACAUACCAGUAAAGAAGAAUCUUACACCAUAUCUCAGCCAAACAUAUAUCUAGGUGCUGUUAAUGUCAUUCUAGCAAGAAGUUGCGUUUUAUCUGAAGACGUCGUUAUCGGUAGUCAUUGUAGUGUUGGAGAAGGAACACAAAUUAAAAGUUCAGUAAUUGGAAAUGGCUGUAAAAUAGGCAAUAAUGUAAUUAUCAAAGAUUCCUACGUUUGGAAUAACGUAAUCAUCGAUGACGAUUGCUGUAUUAUCAAUUCAUUAUUAUGUGACGAUUGUCGUAUUAAACGAAAAGUAAAUAUCAACAGUGGUUGCUUGCUUUCCUUUGGGGUGGUUAUUGGCCCUGACGUUACUUUAGAAGAGAAUAGUCGAUUUUCUUGUCAGAAGCCUAAGCCGAAGCAUCUUAUGGAAAAUGAUAAUACGACUGGAAUAGGAACGGAACAAAACGAAGAAGCGGAAGAUAUACCUAAUUAUGAUAGAGCUAUACUAGGACCUGAAGGCAUUGGUUAUGUAUGGCAGCCAGAACUGUUUAACGAUUACAUGGAAGAUGAGAGAGGGAGUUUACACAGUGAAGAUUCAGAUAGUGAUUCUGCGGCAAAUGGAUUCGAAAUAGAUGAUGAAGAUCAAUUUCAUAGUGAAGUUAGUGAGAGUAUUCGUCAAGGAUUUGCAGACAAGACACCAGCGGAAAAUAUCAUUUACGAACUAAAUGGUUCAAAGUUUGCCUAUAACAGAACCGUAGCUGAUGUAGCACAGUCUGUUGUAUUGGCAAUUAUGGAUGGUCCAUCCAGUAGUUCAGCCAAAGCAGAUAACAAUUCUUAUUUAUCCUAUUAUAAGGAAGUUUUUAGCUACUACAAGACGUUAAUCGAAAACUAUGCCAAAACUGCAUCUUGUCAAAUUGGCUGUUUAGAAGCUAUUGAGGACUAUUGUUUAGAAAAUAGUACAGUCUUCCAUUUGAUACAAAAGAUCCUAUUGAUGCUAUACAAUUUGGACAUAAUUGAAGAACUUCCUAUUCAACGCUGGUUUACAAAUUUACCACCCGAAAGUGAUGAAACACUCUCUCAGCGAAAACGAUUACGCGAAUUAGUGCAACCAUUCAUCAGUUGGCUGAAUGAAGCCGAAGAAGAGUCCUCUGAGGAUGACGAGUGAAGUGUAUAAAUUCAGUGAACAA